AUGAGUGAAGGCGACGUCAGCACGGUCCCCGCGGAGACGGUCAACAACAGCAGCAGCAACAAUGGCAAGUCCCUCGAUGAUGAUCCCCGAUCGGCGGAGGAGCUGAAGAGCCAGGCGAAUGAGCACUUUCGCAAGAAGGAGUACGAGGACGCCAUUCAGCUGUACACUAAAGCCAUAGACAAGGACCCGAAGAAUCAUAUUCUCUAUGGCAAUCGCAGCUUUGCUUACCUCAAAACCGAGUGCUUCGGCUAUGCUUACCUCGACGCUUCCUAUGCAAUUGAGCUGGAUAAAAAGUACAUCAAAGGCUACUACCGGCGAGCGGCGGCUCAAAUGGCCAAUGGCAAGUUCAAAGAGGCGCUGAAGGACUUUGAAACCGUCACAAAGUUCUGUCCUCGAGACCAGGAUGCGAAAGCCAAGUACACUGAGUGCAAGAAGAUUGUCAGUCAGAAGGCCUUUGAAAAGGCCAUUUCGGUAGACACUGUCAAAAAGUCUGUUGCUGAAUCGAUCGACUUUGAUAGCAUGACCAUUGAUGACAGUUACGAUGGACCAAAAAUGGUGGACGGAAAGGUGACACUUGAGUUUAUGCAGCAACUGAUUGAAACGUUCAAAAAUGAAAAGCCUCUUCACCGCAAGUACGCCUACAAAAUCGUCCUCGACUGUCGCGAGAUAUUUUCAAAGUCACCCACCCUGGUUGAUAUCACCAUCCCUGAUGACAAGAAGUUCACUGUGUGUGGCGAUAUUCAUGGCCAGUUCUACGAUCUGCUGAACAUCUUCAAACUGAAUGGCCUUCCAAGCGAGGAGAAUCCGUAUCUCUUCAACGGCGACGUCGUCGAUCGAGGCUCCUUUUCAGUGGAGUGUAUCUUGGUGCUCUUCGGUUUUAAAUUACUGUAUCCGAAUCACUUGUUCAUCGCUCGCGGAAACCAUGAAUCCGAAACAAUGAACAAAAUAUUUGGCUUUGAAGGUGAAGUGAAGAACAAGUUUUCUCAGCAAAUGUACGACCUCUUUGCCGAGGUGUUCGAGUACCUACCUCUUGCCCACUGUCUCAACGACAAGGUCCUGGUCAUGCACGGUGGCCUCUUCAACAAGGACAACGUCACACUGGAGCAGAUUCGUCAGAUUGAUCGCGUUCGUCAGCCUCCGGAAGAAGGUCUGAUGUGUGAUAUCCUCUGGUCUGACCCGAUGGCCAAUACUGGUCGGUCGCCCAGCAAACGAGGCGUCGGCGUGCAAUUUGGACCGGAUGUUACGGAAAAUUUUCUGAAGACUAACAAGCUGGACUAUAUCAUUCGCAGUCACGAGGUGAAGGAAACUGGAUACGAAAUUGCUCACGAUGGAAAGUGCAUCACCGUCUUCUCUGCGCCCAACUACUGCGACCAAAUGGGCAACCUUGGCGCCUUCAUCAACUUCAAAGGCGGCGACCUGAAGCCGCAAUUCACCUCCUUCAAAGAAGUGCCUCAUCCCGACAAGAAGCCCAUGUGCUACUCAAGCAAUCUGUUCAACUUUGCGUAA
Messenger RNA from Rhagoletis zephyria (snowberry fruit fly), 1506 nucleotides. Lineage: Eukaryota; Metazoa; Arthropoda; Insecta; Diptera; Tephritidae. The record is from RefSeq and is a predicted model, not a curated record.